GAGAGCCCAGAUUCUGAAGCUCAAACAGUUGCUUUAUUUGUCUCGGCAGUCCUCGCUCUUCUCGUAUUUGCAGAAACGCCCCUUCGCCGCUUUGCUUCCUCUCCGAUUCCGGCGAGGCCUCAAUCCCAUCCCGUGACAAUCCGGAACAUUGCUCGUGUCUUGGCGCGGCGGCGAUGGGGAAUCCGAAGCAGAAAUGGACGGCGGAGGAGGAAGAGGCGUUACGCGCCGGCGUCGCCAAGCACGGCGCCGGGAAGUGGAAAAAUAUCCAGAGAGACCCUGAGUUCAACCACCUCCUCUUUGCUCGCUCCAAUAUUGAUCUCAAGGAUAAGUGGCGGAAUUUGAGUGUUGCUAGUGGCCAAGGGCUGAGAGAUAAACCAAAGGCAGCAAAGGGGAAAGCCAAUCCUGCUGAAGCUCCUGCUGCUCCCCUGCCAGCUGCACAGACAUCGGGCUCUGCUGCUCCGUCGUGCAAGGGUGCAUCUACAGAUGUAGCCAUGAUGGAUUCUUCAAAGCCCUUGCCUGAGGGGAUUGGUGCUGCCAAGUGUACUGCAAUGAUAUUUGAGGCGUUGUCAACUCUUAAUGACCUAAAAGGUUCCGAUUCUAGUGCAAUAGCCAGCUUUAUUGAGAAAAGGUACGAGGUACCACAUAAUUUCAGACGGUCACUGACUUCUAGAUUAAGGACACUGGUGCAACAAGACAAACUAGAAAAGGUUAACAAUUACUACAAGAUCAAAAAUAGUGCAGCUCUAGACACGAAACCACCUGCCCCAGUCCCUGCGCCUGCCCCUGUACCUAGACAAAGAGACGUGCAGCCUAGACCGAUUCAGAGCAUUGGGAACCUUGCUGAUACAGUGGAAGAAGCAGCAGCCUCCGCUGCCUACAAAAUUGCAGAAGCUGAAAACAAAUCAUUUGUUGCUGCUGAAUCCGUGAAAGAGUCCGAGAGAGUAGAUAGAAUGGCCGAAGAAAUGGAAUCACAACUACAAUUUGCUAUGGAUUGUUACGAACAAAGUUCUCGCGGCGAUAUAUUGCUAAUUUCAUAGGAAUUGUUGCUGCUGUGGAGGCAUGAAGGUAGGGUGUUUUGCAGUUCUAUAGUAAAAUCAUGCUUUAGGGAUCCUGAUGUAGUUGGAUAGAUAAUUUACUAUUUAGGAUUUUCAAAUAUUUGUAUUGUUUGUGCAGUUUCAGUAGGUGUAGCGCUUCAUGUUUUAGGCAUUUUGAAAGGUCAUUUACAACAUGAAGUAUCUAAUGAUUGAACAAGUUCAACAUGAGUCGUACCAUUAAAGUAAAUGGGUUUAUAUUAUUAUUA
Messenger RNA from Salvia hispanica, 1300 nucleotides. RefSeq names its product telomere repeat-binding factor 4-like. Lineage: Eukaryota; Viridiplantae; Streptophyta; Magnoliopsida; Lamiales; Lamiaceae. Gene Ontology annotation, biological process: nucleosome assembly. The record is from RefSeq and is a predicted model, not a curated record. Gene Ontology annotation, cellular component: nucleosome. Gene Ontology annotation, molecular function: double-stranded telomeric DNA binding.